Molecule: messenger RNA, 453 nt
Organism: Colletotrichum spaethianum
Lineage: Eukaryota; Fungi; Ascomycota; Sordariomycetes; Glomerellales; Glomerellaceae
Exons: 1
Coding region: 1-453 (150 amino acids)
Source: RefSeq, a predicted model, not a curated record
AUGGCGCUCCUACUCGACAAGCGCGGAGACGAGAUUCAGAUCACAGAAAACGUUCUAAAGGCUGCAGCUAGCAAUGGUAGCCACGGGACUAUAGCAUUGCUUCUUGAUAAACGGGGGGACGAGAUACGUAUCACAGAAGACGUUGUUAAGGCUGCGGCUCAGAAUACUGGGUCUGGCCUAGCAAUCAUGGCACUCCUUCUUGAUACGCGUGGGGACGAGAUCCAGAUCACGGAAAACUCCCUCGAGGCUGCAGCUGCGAACUCCAAAAGUGGCCCAGGGAUUAUAGCUCUAUUCCUUGAAACACAUAAGGAGAUUCCAAUCACAGAGAACGUUCUUAAGGCUGCAGCUAGCAACCAUGGAAUAGACCAAGAGAUUAUAGCGCUACUCCUCAAAACACCUGGAGAGGGGAUUCAAAUCACAGAAAAUGUUCUUAAAGCUGUAGCCGAGAACUAG